GUGAAAUGGUAAGAAUUCGAAGCUAGCUGGUAUUAAUUUUUGUAUCCUAUGAGUGUUUUGAACAGAGGGCAGGGCAGUUCAGUAGGCAAAUUCACCCUCAAUAGCAAAUUAUAUCUGACAUGCCGGCCAUUCUCUGCGUAUCACUGGUGUCGUCCACCUCCUUAUCACAACUACGUUGCCCCACCCCAUUAAUCCACAACACUCGCUUACCCACAAGAAGAAGAAUACUAGUUUGUAUGCCAGAGAGCUUCAAAGGCAUUGCGGUUUCCGACAGACUUACUAGUGGGAGAAGAAAGGCAGAGCAAUAUGAUCACCCAGUCGAAAAUGAUGGUAAAAUUAGAGGAAUGGAGGUGCCUGCACACGUCGAUUACAUAUCUAGUGUAGCGAAUCCUUUUGUCAAGCAUCUAGUGAAGCUCCGCCGGAGCUCAACUUAUCGCCGUUCUGUGGGUUCUGUUGUUGUACUUGGCACUACCCCUUUAAGGGAAAUAUCUGAAUUUUUGCAAGCAAAGGAAGCCAAACAAGUAGUGGACUAUCUAUUUAUACAAGAUGGUGCUGACGUACCAGCAGGCUUAGUAGAGUCUUCUAGACGCAUUGUGCGUGUAAGUCCUUUGGUGAUGCAGAAACUGGCUGGGGUAGAAACAAUUGAAGCCACUGAAGCCAUUGGAGUAAUUAAGCUUCCUAAAAGCUUCUGGCACAUGGAUUCUAUUGCAAUUCAGUCAAGUUUCCAAAGAUGGUGCUCCCUGCCACAUCGUCUACUUGUACUUGAUGGUAUUCAGGAUCCUGGUAACUUGGGCACAUUACUUCGCACUGCUGUUGCCUUCCAAUGGGAUGGAGUUUUCCUAUUGCCUGGUUGCUGUGAUCCAUUUAAUGAGAAAGCCCUGCGGGCAUCACAGGGGGCAUGCUUUCAGGUUCCAAUUGCUACAGGCCUUUGGAAUCAUCUGGAGAUUCUUAGAGAUCAAUAUCAAAUGAAUUUGUAUGCAGCCCAACAGCUUAGCCAUAAAACAAGUGAAGAGAUAAUUUCAAGAAAAAAUGUACCUUUUGAGAAUGAAAAGACUCCAAUCAUUUAUUCUCAAAAUGAUUUGAUGUUCACUGAAAGUAAAGAUUGCAAUGGUAAUAAUCCAACUCUACUGUCGCAUGAACUUGUAUCUGCUUUAGCAGAUAAGCCAGUGUGUCUAGUACUAGGCAGUGAGGGGAAAGGACUGUCUGAACAUACAAAAAAGUUAUGCAACCUUGUUGCAAUACCCAUGCCAGGUGGGUCUGAAUCCCUCAAUGUGUCAGUUGCUGGGGGCAUUUUCUUGUUUCUGCUCCGAAGAUGAACAUAAUGCAGAUUUGCCUUGUUGAAACUUGGAAGUAGAGACUACUCAAUUUAAAGAGUUUUCUACUUGCUGAUUAUAUUUAAAAAACAUAGAAAAGAAAUUUGGUUGACAUCCACAGAUCUCUAAAUAUGUAAGAAAUGGCAUGCAGUCAAAUGCCAGUCCACUGAAAGCUUUUCUUAUGGAAUUCAGUUCAGCCAUUCUGAGUUAUGAGUUUUCAAAUUGGUGUCUACAAGGGUUUCUGACUCUGUAAAAGGGUUAUGGAGUUUGUUAUGAAAGCUGUGUAGGUUUCCUUUAAUGCAUCUAUAUCUUCGUCAUAUUUCUGAAGAGUGGGAUAAAGCUGCAAUUCGUUUCCCCAUGUUUAAUUUUUUUGUGGGAGCUAAAAUCGGCAAUUUGAAGUUGGCCGACACAAUGAAAAUACAAAAAUAUUUAUAUAAAAGACUCUUCUCUGGUGAAGGUGAAAAAUAAGAAACUGGAGUAUCUGUUUUUAACUAUGCUAAUUCAAGGAGAAUACACAGCAUGACAUCUGUUUAAUCUUGCAGAUUUGGGUUCCACAAACCUCUAUAUCAUUUUUUACCUCUUUUUGGAUUUAUUCAUUCUUGUUCAUGUCAGUUUGUUGUCAAAAUGUAUUUCAAGAACACGGGUUAAGACAAGCCCAAGUGGGUCAAUGAUAGUUCCUGAUAUUGUACAUUUUUUUAGACAAAUUUGUAAAAUGGAUUGUACUUCCAUA
Molecule: messenger RNA, 2043 nt
Organism: Cryptomeria japonica (Japanese cedar)
Lineage: Eukaryota; Viridiplantae; Streptophyta; Pinopsida; Cupressales; Cupressaceae
Exons: 4
Coding region: 120-1316 (398 amino acids)
Biological process (GO): RNA processing
Molecular function (GO): RNA binding; RNA methyltransferase activity
Source: RefSeq, a predicted model, not a curated record